CCCAAACUCCUCCCUUCUUCCGCUCGCUCCCAAGCUCCACAUGCCUAUCUGGGAAGGUAUGUCUUCACAGAUUCGCUCGCACCGUUCAUUUAACGGCAGAGAAUGCGCAGUCUGGCACUGUGCUUUCUCGUCUCCUCUUCCCUUGCAGCCAGACCAUCUCGCAGCCCAAAAGUCAUCUCCCCCUUUUCAAAAAAACAUCCCCACGACAACCAGGAGUCAUGAACAACCCCUCCAACCCCCAAGCAGCCGCCGGGACGAACCAGACGGCGCGCGUACCCCUGAACGAAAGGCCCGGCUACCGCCAAAUGUCACAAGCAGAGCAGUAUCAGCGGGACGAUUUCAUCGUCCUCGUGGAGCGAAAAUUGCGCCAACAUCUUCGUCACGCACCUGCGGGAGUCGACGAUCAGCCUGUUGAAGGCGUUACGGACGCAGGUGACAGCAAACCGAGCGCCGCUGACAGCACGGCCAAACCGCCGGCAAAGAGGCGUGUGAUCCAGCCGCUCUUCGUGUUCGAGAUGGAGCGGGAGCCGUGAGUUACAAAGCGACAACUGCAGCGAUGAAAGCGUCGAGUGCAUUGGCCGCUGACUUUCCGUGGGGAUAAUAGUCCGCUGCCCGUCAACGGCUCAAAGUGAUUCGUCGUCGGAACAGCCAGCCGAUACGGAGUCUUUCGCUGCCGUUGCCCGCCCUGACGCUGAGAGGGCUCCGCGCGGCCGCCGGCCCUCCUACUGUGCACUCCAACGGCGGAAGAGUCAUGGCUAGACUUUCUCGGGCGGUACGACGCGGCGAAGGCUGUGUAUCAACCCGACUACUGGCAGCAGCGCGAGGGACGCAGAUGAGGGGUAGCCAUGCGUGGCUGGAGCUCGGGGCGAGAUGUACACCAGGUGAAUAAACGAAC
Molecule: messenger RNA, 895 nt
Organism: Neohortaea acidophila
Lineage: Eukaryota; Fungi; Ascomycota; Dothideomycetes; Mycosphaerellales; Teratosphaeriaceae
Exons: 1
Coding region: 41-415 (124 amino acids)
Source: RefSeq, a predicted model, not a curated record